CGCUGAAAGAAUCGGUUCCGUACACUAAAUCCAAAUACCAGUACGCAAAUACACAGUGAUGGGUGCAGAUAAAUAUUCUAUCCUUUUGCCAACCUACAACGAGCGGGAGAAUCUUCCGAUCAUCAUAUGGUUAAUUGUAAAAUAUAUGCAAGAAGCUAAAAUCAAUUACGAAGUUAUUGUCAUCGACGAUGGCAGUCCCGAUGGAACACUGGAGGUGGCCAAGCAACUGCAAAAGAUAUAUGGUGAGAACCGCAUUUUGCUCCGACCUCGAGCCGCCAAACUAGGUCUCGGCACGGCCUACAUUCAUGGGAUAGAGCACGCCACCGGUAACUACAUCAUCAUCAUGGACGCCGAUCUGAGCCAUCACCCAAAAUUCAUUCCACAGUUCAUAGAACUGCAGCAGCAAGGCAACUAUGACGUAGUGUCCGGCACGCGCUACAAAGGCUCCGGUGGUGUGUAUGGAUGGGACUUUAAACGAAAGCUGAUAUCGCGUGGCGCCAACUUUCUUUCGCAGCUGCUGCUGCGUCCGAACGCGUCGGAUCUGACCGGUUCGUUCCGCCUGUACCGUAAGGAAGUGCUGAAGGAGCUGAUAUCGCGUUGCACUUCGAAAGGAUACGUGUUUCAAAUGGAAAUGAUCGUGCGAGCACGUCAACUGCAUUACACUAUCGGUGAAGUGCCAAUAUCAUUCGUCGAUCGUGUCUACGGUCAAUCGAAACUGGGUGGCUCGGAGAUCGUGCAGUUUGCCAAGAACUUAUUGUACCUGUUCGCUACGACGUAGGUCCGGUGAAAGGCGUGAAAAACUCGUUUCUUCUUGCAUCACCGAUGUCAUCUUGUACGAAUCACACACAAAGCCCCGCAGAUAAAUAGCUUUCAAUAGUUUUGUUUUCACCAAACGAAUCCUACACUCACUCCCUUGAUUAUUUGUACACCACUAGAAACGAGCUCCAUCAUCCGGUCCAUCGGUCCCGGUUAGUGGUGGGAAGAAUCGGAAGCUGGCGCUUUUCCGUACUGCUUUUCCCACCAGACGACGUACUCUUCCUUGCGCUUUUCGCGGCGCGCAAAAUAGUCCGGGAACUGUGCCUUCUCUAGGGGGUGCCAAUAAUCGAGCACCCAGUCCGGUGGGAUCACUUCCCGCUCGAAAGCCACACCUCCAGGGGACAUUGG
Messenger RNA from Anopheles cruzii, 1164 nucleotides. It is a transcript of the gene Dpm1, whose product is annotated as dolichol-phosphate mannosyltransferase subunit 1. Gene Ontology annotation, cellular component: endoplasmic reticulum membrane. Bases 59 to 778 code for a protein of 239 amino acids. The transcript has 3 exons. Gene Ontology annotation, molecular function: dolichyl-phosphate beta-D-mannosyltransferase activity. Gene Ontology annotation, biological process: GPI anchor biosynthetic process; protein O-linked glycosylation via mannose. The record is from RefSeq and is a predicted model, not a curated record. NCBI's taxonomy places the organism in Eukaryota, Metazoa, Arthropoda, Insecta, Diptera, Culicidae.